AUGAAUGCAUUCAAGCCAUGCGCCUCCGCGAAGAAGGCUGGCAAAGCUUUAGCAGAUCCUGUGCCAUUUGGUGCGGACAAGAAGGCACCCCGUCCAUACACAUCUGCGAAGGGUGGGAAGCAACUUCCGACUCCAACUGAUCAAGCAUUCGGCCGGAGCAGUCGAUCUGUGGCAGGUCGGCGUUCUUCCUCCGCAACAUGCAGUCGCCGCGAGGUCCACAACCCGUCGGCGACUGCAGGUCGAGGACGAGGUUCCGCACCAACAACAUCAACAGUGAGCGCCUUGGCCCUUGCCCAGGCCCUGAAACCUAGCCUAUUACAACAGGAUACGGCACCAUCUCGUCAAGACUGUACAUCGACAUCGUUCUUUUCACCGGCUUCGACAUCCGAGCCCACAUCACCAAUGAGUGUUCAAAGAGCUUGCGCUUCUGAUUCUUCAGCCAUGAAGGAUGAGCUGGCAGCUUUGCGGACACAUUUCGAGGCGCGGGAGUCGGAGCUUCUGCAGGAAGUUGCCGAGCUCCGAGGAGCUUUGGCCACGGCUCGGAUCGCACAAGCGGCUGCGGAGGCCUCUGUCAUUCAGCUUCGAGGUGAUCGGUCCGAACCGACAGCAGAAGCCAGCAACGUGUCCAAAAGCCUAAAUGGGGUUGAUCGACAUUCCGAAGAGCUUUCUCAGCUGCGGAGUCGGAUCGCUUUGCUGGAGGAGAAAAUCGCUGACAGUGACUUGGAGAAUGACAGAAAGCUCACAGAGCAGCGGGUGAUGCUCGAACAGCAGCUGGCGAGCCAGCAGCACAACUUCAGAAGUGAAUGCGAACGGAUUUGGAGAGCCGUGGCCAAUGCCAACAUUGCCGUGCAAGCUGCGACAGACUCUGGUGCUUCACGUCCACCUGAUCCGGGUGCCAGCGCAGUGCUGCGGCAAAUCUAUACUGCAGUUUCCGAGCUUCCGUGA
Messenger RNA from Symbiodinium sp. CCMP2456, 945 nucleotides. Lineage: Eukaryota; Dinophyceae; Suessiales; Symbiodiniaceae. The record is from the annotation of a GenBank genome assembly.